Messenger RNA from Ectocarpus sp. CCAP 1310/34, 1306 nucleotides. Lineage: Eukaryota; Phaeophyceae; Ectocarpales; Ectocarpaceae. The record is from the annotation of a GenBank genome assembly.
AUGAUGAUGCCGGUUUACCCGCAGACAACGCUCAUGGUGGCCAUCGUACACUUCAACCCGCAGAUGCACGUGGGGGGUGGCAGGGCGCACGUGACGGAAACAUGGAUCUUUGCAUCUGAAGACAUGGCGCAUGACUGCGAUUUUCACCUGCACGGCUUGGCCAGGAUGAAGGACUACUACCUGCGUGGAGAUGGGAGCGAAGCAACAGCUGCCGCCCGGAACGAAGGCCGGACGCCCCGGAUUCACAUGUUCACGGAUGGAUGCGGGAAGCAGCACAAGAGAAGGCGGAAUUUCCGCUCCUUGGCCAACAGCGUGCGGCAAAUCGACUUCUUCAUCGACCACCACUUCGCGGCCACAUCUCACUUCAAGGGUUGCCAUGGUGGGAUUGGCGGAGUGGCAAAGAACGCCAUGAAGAGGAGGGAGAGAUUUGGCAAGCGAAUCAUGGGGGCGGACGGGGUGGUCAGCGUUUUGCGAAGCUCCUUUCGGGAGAAGGCAGGCAGCGAGGGGGAGGAGGGUAUGCGGAAGUAUUUCGCGAAGUAGUCUCCGUACCGCAUGCGGAGAGUGCACGUCGAGUUUAUGGGCAAGAAGGAGAUAUAUCGGCCAAUUUCGGUCCUGGCAGGCAUAGAGGGUACACGAGACAUGUACCACUUCGCGGGAGCAAACACUCCCAAGUGGGAUGGGUCCACCACGACCGAGGGGCGCGAAGAUGACUGCAACCUGGUACGAAAGAGCGAGGGGCGGGGUAGCUUGUCGAGUCAAGAGAAGAGCAGGUUGCGGGAAGUCAAGGUGUUGGGUGCAGUAGGGAGCAGAUGAAAGGGUAAGGGGGCUGAGUUGCAGGAUCUGGUGUCGGGGGAGGAAGACGUGCCUUGCAGAAAGGUGAAACGGACGUACAGGCUCAGGCCUCGGCUGGCGUCGUGCUUCUGCUCGGCGUGCCAGCAUUGCGAGUAUGAGCAGUGCUACGUCAGCAAGACGUACCCACGUCUCGUUCCCGCAUUGCAAGAGGGCGAAGUGAAGGAAACGGCGAUCAUGGACACCGGAGUAGCGCCCGUAGACGAAGAUAACUGCCGGGGGAUCCAGUUCGGGAGUAGGAGAAAGGAAUGCAAGAUGGAGAUAAUUACUGGGACACAAGGGCAAGAAUGCGAAUCUGCUGCUGCGUCAAAGAUUUGGGAAGAGCUUGGUAGGAAGGAAGAGCCCAAUAUUUUCGCCCGUUUCGGGCGGUGGUCUGGUUUUUACGUGAUGUGCUUCUUGUAUUUGCUUGUGGAGCAUUAGGUGGGGUUCAAAGCCCGUUUGAGGUACAACUUGGGGG